Molecule: messenger RNA, 2162 nt
Organism: Glycine soja
Lineage: Eukaryota; Viridiplantae; Streptophyta; Magnoliopsida; Fabales; Fabaceae
Product: protein NRT1/ PTR FAMILY 5.6-like
Exons: 4
Coding region: 125-1915 (596 amino acids)
Biological process (GO): dipeptide transport; transmembrane transport
Cellular component (GO): membrane
Molecular function (GO): dipeptide transmembrane transporter activity; tripeptide transmembrane transporter activity
Source: RefSeq, a predicted model, not a curated record
GUGAAGGUUGUCAAUGCAAUAGCCACAAAAUCCAAUAUUCACCAUAUUCUUGAACCAAAUUAACAAGCAAGGCUAGUGUACUCUACUUGCAGCCUGAAGCUACUAGCAAGCAUCGUAUAGGAAGAUGGAGAAGAACAAAGUUGAUGAAAAUCCUGAAGAAUUUAACUAUGAGAUGAAAUGGGUUCGUGAUUCUUCAUUGGAUCACAAAGGAAGAGUUCCUCUCCGAGCUUCAACUGGUUCUUGGAAAGCUUCUCUCUUCAUCAUUGCAAUUGAGUUUAGUGAGAGAUUGAGCUACUUUGGAAUAGCUACUAGCUUGGUCAUUUACCUUACGAAAGUUCUUCAUCAAGACCUUAAGACAGCAGUUAAAAAUGUGAACUAUUGGUCUGGUGUCACCACCUUGAUACCAUUGUUAGGAGGAUUCCUAGCUGAUGCUUACUUAGGCCGUUACACCGCUGUGAUAGCAUCAUGCAUUGUUUAUCUCAUGCAGGGUUUGGUUCUGCUUUCUUUGUCAUGGUUCUUACCAGGUUUCAAACCUUGUGAUCAUCCCAGUACAUGCACCGAACCUAGGAGGAUUCAUGAGGUGGUUUUCUUCCUAGGCAUCUAUUUAAUAUCCGUAGGAACUGGGGGCCAUAAACCUUCCUUGGAGAGCUUUGGCGCCGAUCAAUUUGAUGAUAAUAAUGCCAAAGAAAGAAGUCAGAAAAUGUCCUUUUUCAACUGGUGGAACAGUGGUUUGUGUAGUGGAAUCAUUCUAGGAGUGACUGUGAUUGUGUAUGUUCAAGACCAUGUCAAUUGGGGGGUUGCUGAUAUCGUCCUCACAGGGGUCAUGGCUGUCUCAUUGCUCAUAUUCUUGAUUGGAAGGUCUUCUUAUCGUUACAGGACACCAAUUGGGAGCCCCUUGACUCCUAUGUUGCAAGUUAUUGUUGCUGCUAUUUCCAAAAGAAAGCUUCCAUAUCCUUCCAAUCCAACUCAAUUGUAUGAAGUUUCCAAGUCUGAGGGCAACAGUGAAAGAUUUCUGGCUCACACCAAGAAACUCAAAUUUCUUGACAAGGCAGCAAUCCUUGAAAAUGAAGGGAACAUAGCAGAGAAACAGAGUCCAUGGAGACUUGCAACAGUAACCAAGGUUGAAGAACUGAAGCUUAUCAUCAACAUGAUCCCCAUUUGGGUGUUCACAUUACCAUUUGGAAUCUGUGCUUCCCAAACCUCCACUUUCUUCAUCAAACAAGGUGCCAUCAUGAACAGAAAUAUAGGCAAUAAUGGAUUUGUGGUUCCCCCAGCUUCAAUUUUCACUCUUGCAGCCGUUGGGAUGAUACUUUCAGUGACCAUCUAUGACAAGCUCCUUGUGCCAGUGCUAAGAAAACUAACAGGAAAUGACAGAGGAAUCAGCAUCCUCCAAAGGAUUGGUAUUGGAAUGGUCUUCUCAGUCAUCACAAUGAUAGUGGCAGCUUUGGUGGAAAAAAAGAGGCUUGAGGCAGUUGAAAUGAAUGGCCCAUUAAAGGGUUCUUUGUCCAUGAGUGCCCUUUGGUUGGCCCCACAAUUUAUGAUCAUUGGAUUUGGUGAUGGGUUUGCUCUUGUGGGCUUGCAAGAGUAUUUCUAUGACCAAGUGCCUGACUCAAUGAGAAGCCUUGGAAUAGCACUUUACCUUAGUGUCAUUGGGGCUGCAAGUUUUCUUAGUAGUUUAUUAAUAACAAUUGUGGAUCAUGUCACUGGUAAGAUUGGGAAGAGUUGGAUUGGUAAGGAUUUGAAUAGUAGCCGCUUGGACAAAUUUUACUGGCUUCUUGCAGCCAUCACCACAUUGAACUUGUUCAUGUUUGUGAUCUUUGCUCGCAAGUAUAACUACAAGAAUGUGCAAAAGGUGGCAGCGGCUGAUUGCUACGAAGGCAAAAGUGAGGAUGAUGGAUCAGAGACUUGGGUUUGAGUUGGUGGAAUUCAGUUCUAUGCAGCUUAAUUGGCAAAAGGUUUCAUCUUCUGAUUAUCAAAAUAUAUAUAUAUUUUUCUACUAUUAGAAUCCUUAAGUUUUAUCCUUAGCAAAGCGUUGAUAACUUGUGCUCCUAACCAAGAGUUUUUGUUUGGUUUAGUUGUUUAUGGUGUCCAUGUAAUAUGACAAUAAAAUUAUGUAUGCGAUUGUCAUUUCAAAAGGAGUCAUUCAUGUUUUCAUCUUAUUA